AUGGAUGACAAACAACAGCCUAUGAAGUUCUGGUCGUUCUGUAAGGUUGGUGGUGGUAUAAGUUCGAGCGAUCUCAGGCAGAUUCUUCAUCUUACUGAUGGUAAAUGGCAUGAUUGGGAUCCCAAGAGACUGCCCAAUGAAUACAUGGAUAUUGGGCAUCCUAAAGAGCUUCCCGAUGUCUGGAUUAAACCCUCCGAUUCGAUUGUAAUUGAGGUCAAAGGAACACAGCUGAUUACUAGUAACGAGUUCCGUACAACACAGACCUUACGAUUCCCUCGUUUCAAGGGCCUGCGAUCUGACAAAACCUGGGAAGAUUCAAUGAGCUACAAGGAGUUUGGCAGUAUUCGAAAGGAAGUCAACAAAAUCGAUGAAAAGAACUCUGAAAGACCCAAAAGAAAAGCGGCGGUGAAACGAACUAAAGUGACCUUACUUGAAGAUAGUAUUGGAAAGGUCAGCCUAGCUAAUGUAGCUCUAAAAGAUGAUGUGUUUCAUAAACAGCCGUUUUAUGUGGUGGAUGAUGUCACUACUCCAGACUUUAUUAGCAAAAGAGAUUUAGAAGUUCUCAUCAAGGAGAAUGGUGGUACAAUUACUCAAUCAAGCUCCACACCAGAUGUUUUGGUUGUUGCUGAUAGAGAUUUACCAACAGUGGUGGGUGUUAAGAAAGCUAAAUCUGCAGAUGUGAUCAAAGCACAUUGGAUUCUGGAAAGUGUUAAGAAAAAGCGAGAACUUCCUUUUGACUUGAGUGACUUUUAUUAUUGCCGGGAACAGACCAUUGCUACCAUUUCAGCAAAUUCAGAUGAGUAUGGUGACUCAUACAUUCGUGAGAUUACAGUAAAUCAGCUUAAACAAGUAAUGGAAGAUAUUCCGUUAAUAACCAAUUCGUCAGUGGAUGAUGUCGAGCUGAGAGAUUUAUUAAUCGAUCUGAUAGAUAUUGGUUCGGGGCCAUUUAAAGGGUUGCUAUUCCCUCGAUAUCACUUCUACUUUGAUCGGCCAAGUCUAGCUAUGCAAAAUGGGUUGGCACAAGCGCAAACUGAUAAAAAGCAUAUUGAGGACGAUUUUGACUUUGUUCAGACGUAUGCUGAGUUUAAUGGUGCAACUGUGAAACCAAGUCUUCAUGACAUAUCUCUGACACAUAUCAUUGUUAAUGUCGAAGAUAAGAAUCGUAUCGCAGCUAUUCGAGCCCUGAUGAUGGCACGACCAAAGAUGGUGCAUAUUGUAGAUAUAUCGUGGAUUCAGCAGUCUUGGGAGGAAGGUACUACCCUGGCUGUCGACAAAUUUGUCGUAAAUAAAUAG
Sugiyamaella lignohabitans is the source of this 1293-nucleotide messenger RNA. It is a transcript of the gene DNL4, whose product is annotated as DNA ligase (ATP) DNL4. Bases 1 to 1293 code for a protein of 430 amino acids. Gene Ontology annotation, cellular component: DNA ligase IV complex. Gene Ontology annotation, biological process: DNA recombination; nucleotide-excision repair, DNA gap filling; double-strand break repair via nonhomologous end joining. Lineage: Eukaryota; Fungi; Ascomycota; Dipodascomycetes; Dipodascales; Trichomonascaceae. The transcript has a single exon. The record is from RefSeq and is a predicted model, not a curated record. Gene Ontology annotation, molecular function: DNA binding; DNA ligase (ATP) activity; ATP binding.